This is a messenger RNA of Paramecium tetraurelia, 452 nucleotides long. RefSeq lists its product as uncharacterized. NCBI's taxonomy places the organism in Eukaryota, Ciliophora, Oligohymenophorea, Peniculida, Parameciidae. The record is from RefSeq and is a predicted model, not a curated record. The transcript has 3 exons.
AUGUCAGAAAUUUAAUAAUAAUAAGUCCAUAGCUCCAAAUUAGAUCAGGAAUCAGCUACUAAUGCUAAAAAUCAUAUGCUUUUAGUUAAUAAUAUUACUGAACUGUCUAAUGAAUUGUUAUAAAGCUAUAAACAUGAGAUUGAUCAACUAAAAUAGGAGUUACAUUUGAUGAAAUAGAGAAUAACAAAUAAUAAUGAAGAAAUAAAGAAUACAACAUAGCCUACUCUUGAUGCAAUGCUAAGAGAUUUAAGACAAGCAAUAAAUACCUAAAAAGAUGAGAAUUCUAAAUUGUAAAGUUAAAUAACUGAAUUAAAAAAAGAAAAAAGCUAAAUUUAGCAGUUAAUUCUAGCAGCAACCUAAAAAGUAGCAGAACUCGAACAUUAAGUAGGAAACUAUACGUCAUCAUGAUUUUAUUAUUAUGCACAUUCACAAUCAUUCAAUUUGUCGUUUAA